AUGCCGCUGCUGUAUGGAGCACAGGGAUUCAGUCGCGAGCAGCGCUUUGAUCUUGGCAAACCCUCUGCCGUGCCGCCGUCUGGGGAGAGCCCGUUACUGUGUACUCGGCAGCGACUCUCGCGUGCCGCAGUACGUCUCGCAAAGGUGGAGGCGACGAGGGAAGAAUACAAAGCGGCGGCGAUUAAUAAGCAGCGGCGAGCUGCUACUGGUACACAACUUCAAAAACUCAAGGAGCAGCUAGACAGGCUGCAGAGGCAGAUGGAGGCGUUGAGAGCUACCGACCGGGUGAAGCCUGCUCACUUACUGCUAGAAGAUGUAAGACAAGAAGAGGAGGCGGGCCUGCAGCAAGACGAGGGGCCCCUGCAGGGUGCAACGGAUGGUAGGACAGCGAGCCGGAUAAAGCCGCGAGAGGAUACGACGAUGGAGGAAGUACAGCCGGAAAUUCGCGAGGCGGCAGCAGGGGCUGUAGGAGGCGGCGGCGGCGGCGGCGGCGGCGGCGGCGGCGUCGGGGACGUCGGAAAGGCCGCUAAUGUCGGCCAGCGGCUCUGGUCGGCGCGGGUCGAUACCGGCGGCAUUCCACCGGCGGCGGCAGCGGCAACGGCAGCGACACCGCGAGCCGACGCUUGA
Molecule: messenger RNA, 627 nt
Organism: Schistocerca serialis cubense
Lineage: Eukaryota; Metazoa; Arthropoda; Insecta; Orthoptera; Acrididae
Product: protein no-on-transient A-like
Exons: 4
Coding region: 1-627 (208 amino acids)
Source: RefSeq, a predicted model, not a curated record